Vitrella brassicaformis is the source of this 1958-nucleotide messenger RNA. NCBI's taxonomy places the organism in Eukaryota, Vitrellaceae. The record is from the annotation of a GenBank genome assembly.
UUUCUCAUUCAUCGUCGAUCAGUGUAGGUGAGAAAUACGCGGCCAUGUCGUCUCUCCCCGCCCCCCCAUCCAAAACGCAAAGUGCCUCCCUCUCCUGCAUUGCAUUGCAAUGCAUUCAUCAAACUGUCAGUCAGGGCAAUGCAUUCAUAUCAUUGAGCCACGUAUAUCAUCUUCCUGUCUACACCGCACGCCACGCAAACAACACCUCAGAGAGACAGGACACGAGAAGCCAUCUUAGAUAUCUAUCGACAGACAUCCCUCACAUCCCUCACAAAAUCGAAGCUGUCUACUCACAUACACAGACACAGACAGCCAGUCGCUGUCAUGCCACUGGCACUUGUGCGGGCAUGGGCAGGGCCUCCCGCUUCUUGUGCCGCUCCAGCAGCACGUUGGACAGCACCGAGUCGAUUACGAUCUGCCCCAGCUGGCCGAGGAUCAUACCGAUGAUCAGCAUACCCUUGCUCCCUGCCGAGGGCGGCAGCACCUCCAGCACGGUGAUGCCCACAAUGAGGGCCUUCCCUGAGCAGGACAGCACCAGGGUACGCGCAACAUCUACACGCAAACACACAUACAGAUAGAGAGAGAGACACACUGGUCAGUCAAUUCACAUGGUCGCAAACGGCAAAGCUGUCGUGGCUCUUAUCUUACAUCCCGGGAAGCGGAACAGGAGACACACAGCAGCGUUGAGCAGUAGGUACACCACGUGCAGCCCCACACCCAGGCAGGCAGCUGCAAUCAGCACGUCAGCCGUCAGGCGGUCAAGCUGCAGGCACGCAAAACACCCACACACAAAUGCAGCACCCAUCGACGGCCCAAUGCCAUCCUUCUCAGCACCUUGUCCGCUGUCCGACUGACGUUGAGCCACACGAGCACCAGCACCACCACACUCGGGGUCGGCCGAAACGCCUUGCUCUGGAAGAACGGCUUGACUCGCGGGAUGUAGCUGACCGCCUUGCCGACCACCAUUGGCACCAGCCGCAGGUACAGGAGGGCCAGGAAAAUAUUGAGGGGGUCAAUCUUGACCGCCACAUCGUGUUGUAGGCGCGUGCUGCCCGGGUCCUCGGCUUGCUCCAGGCGAAAGAGCAGCGGCACGGAUAUGGGCAGCGUGAAGGAGACGAGCAGUGAGCAGACGGUAGAUAUCAUGAUGCCCAAGGCGACGUUGCCUUUGGCCGUCCUCGUGAAGAUGAUGGAUGUGGUGAAGUUGUUGGGCGUCAAGGUGAAGAGGCCGACCCCCAUGACGAGCCCCACUGGCCGCAAGGGAAUGAGCACCACUGCAAAGCCGAGCAGCGGCGUGAUGACGAGCACGGAAACGAUGCCGUAGAGCGAUGCCUUCCAAUUCUUGAGGCCGUCCCAUACCUCCCCCAACUUGAGGUUCAGACCAUUCUGCACACACACGCAGUGCAUCAAGAAUGGACUGGAUGGACGGGCUCCUGGUUGCCUGAAAGAGCUUACGAGGAAGAAGACUGUGACGAUGCAUAGAUCGAAGAUCAAAUUGGGGGGAACUUUGCUGCCCGCUCCCCCGUCCAGCCAGAUGCCCGGCUCAGGGACGAAGCACGAGAAGACAAUCACCGCCACGAGACCAAUCGCCAAAUGGUUGGCAAUCAUAACACGCCAGCACCUGGCCGCAAUCCUCUUGGCCGCAUAGCGGUCGAAGCAGGGGCCUUGCAGCCACUGAAGUGUCGGUGGCCGCUGCGCCAGAUCUCUCUGUGGCGCCGCCGUCGCGUUGUCAGCGUGUUCUGCCGUGGCUGCACCCCCCUGUGGGGGAGGGGCUGUUGACGCGUGAACGGGCGGCUUGCUUGGGGCGAUGCUCUGCUUGCGUGUUGCGCUGCGCUCUUCAGUGGCCGAUGAGUGCUGAUCUGGCGGCUUGACCUCAGUCUCCAUCCCACUGCUGCGAGAUCAGCGUCAAAUCGAUUUGGGUGCCUGCCGCGUACGUUUCCGCCUCCAUUUUCCCUCUUCCC